AUGUGCUUGUGGAAGUUGCUGUUGUGGAAACGGCCGGCGACGGCCUCGUCCUCGGCCGACGGCAGGAACGACAACAACAACGGCAAAGGACUACGACGCGGCGGCGGCGGACAACACCGGCCGCGGCCGUCGUCAUUGUCGUGGUCGUCGUCGUCCGUGCUAUCGUCCGACGACGACGACCUGAUGUCCGACAGCGGCAUAUCCAGCGGCGAAUUCAGCCUGGAGAACGUGUGCGAAGACCCCUGUCCGGUACCACGUCCGCCGCCGCCGCCGCCGCCGCCGCCGCCGCCGCCGCCACCGCCUAAGGUUGACGAAAGCCGGUAUGUAUAA
Cinara cedri is the source of this 330-nucleotide messenger RNA. Lineage: Eukaryota; Metazoa; Arthropoda; Insecta; Hemiptera; Aphididae. The record is from the annotation of a GenBank genome assembly.